GCGCAGACACGCCACUGAUCGGGCUGGACACACAGUCACCGCCUCCCGUGCCGUCUGUCACACACUGACAGGAUCACCAGCCCGGCCCCCCGACCAGUCACGGCGCCGCCGGGGCGUGCAGGCAGUGCCGUCAGUGGCUCAGUGCAGAGUGCACAGCCGGGCGCUCAGGGCCGUCCACCGCCCGCCGUCCGCUGCAGUCCCGGUGCAGUAUCGGCCGGAGCGCCAGCCCCGGCGGGCGGACCGUGUCUCUCGCGGUGAGCGGUACUGAGCCGCACUUCUCUCAGUGGUGGAAGCGAGUAGGACCGUGUUUUGCUCAGUGUCUUGAGCGGGUCAAACCGUGGUAAGCUGCUAGCCUGUUUCGGUGACCGGAGCGGUUUGGGGCCGAGCCCGUCUCUCGGCGAAGGUAGAGGGCCAGGCCGUCCCUCCCUCAGCAGUCUAAGCGUCAUGGUCGGGCUCCGUAGGACACUGCUCGCCCUGGCGGUGACGCAGCUGGCCCUGACCGCUGCUGAGGUCCGCCAACAGAGUGACGAGACCGGUCCGGAGCUGAUCUGCUACUACGGCUCCUGGGCACGGCUCAGGGAAGGCGAUGGCCGCGUCACCAUCGACCAGCUGGACCCGUCCCUCUGCACCACCCUGGUGUUCGCCUUCGCCCGGCUGGACGACCGCCACUGGACGCUGCUGCACUCGCUGCCGGACCGGCUCCUCUUCUACCGGCAGCUGACCAGGCUGCGCCGCCGUCACCCGCAGCUCCGCGUCGAGCUGGCCGUCGGCGGCUGGAACGACUCGCACAGCGCCGACUACGCCGCGAUGGCCGCCAGCGGCGCCGGGCGCGCCGCGUUCGCCGCCAGCGCCGCCGCCGCGCUGCAGAUGUACGGCUUCGACGGCCUCCACCUGGACUGGGAGUUUCCGUCGGGACAGCGGCAGCGGCGCGACUUCACGGCGCUGCUGGCGGAGCUGCGCGCCGCCCUGCAGCCGCGCCGGUACCGGCUCAGUGUCGCCGUGCCCGCCGGGCCGUACCAGGCCCGCACUUCAUUCGAGAUGGGCGCCGUGGCGCGGCUGGCCGACCGGCUCCUGCUCAUGGCGUACGAUCUGCACGGCGGGUGGACGCCAACCGCCGCCGACCACCACGCGCCGCUGCGGCCGCGCUCCACCGACUUCAGCGGUCUGGACGCUGAGACGGCGGUGCGUCUGUGGCGCUCGGCGGGCGCCUCUGCCCGGCAGAUCGUGCUGGGAGUGCCGCUGUACGGCCGCGGCUGGGUGGUGGAGGAUGUCGGACCGCCGCCGCUGCAGGCCAGGGGAGUGGCGCCGCCCGGACCGCUCACCAGGGAGAGCGGCGUCCUCAGCUACCUGGAGAUCUGCUCCAACGUGCAGCGCCGCGGCUGGACGUCUCAACAGCUGCUGGACGAGGGUCGGCCGUUCGGCUCGGCCGCCAUGGGCGAGGGUCAGUGGUUCGGGUACGACGACGAACACAUGGUCGGUGAGAAGGCCCGACUGGCCACGGAGCUCGGACUGGGGGGCGUGUUCGUCUGGGACAUCGCCCAGGACGACAUCAGGGGAUUCUGCUCGCCGCGGCCCUUCACCCUGACCUCCAUCAUCAGGGAGACGCUGUCCAACCUGACGGAGCGAGCGGUACCGGAGGAGAGGGCUCCUUCCGUCCCGCUGGGCUCCAACAGUCUCACAGAGACGAACUGAGAGAGGCAGAGGUGCUACAGGAGAGGGCUCCCUCCGUCCCGAUGGAUUCCAACAGUCCAUCCAUUCUAACAGCCUCACAGAGACGCGCUGAGCCGGGUAGAACUCCCGCCGACCUUCACAGACAUUCUCAGCCCGCACUGGAAGCAUUAUGUAGUGUCUCGUAUGUACUCAUCGUUAUCACAAAUACAUCACGCUUAGUUAGA
Messenger RNA from Amphibalanus amphitrite, 1895 nucleotides. Its product is annotated as chitinase-3-like protein 1. Bases 445 to 1692 code for a protein of 415 amino acids. Gene Ontology annotation, molecular function: chitin binding; chitinase activity. Gene Ontology annotation, cellular component: extracellular region. The record is from RefSeq and is a predicted model, not a curated record. Gene Ontology annotation, biological process: carbohydrate metabolic process; chitin catabolic process. The transcript has 4 exons. Lineage: Eukaryota; Metazoa; Arthropoda; Thecostraca; Balanomorpha; Balanidae.